AUCUUAUAAAUGAGAGCAAAAAGAUUAUACAAAUUGCUCGGUGUACCUACUUUGCAUGCAAUUUUUAAUGUUCAGUCUAAUAUUUUUUUACGGAAUAUAUAUAUCUGUUGUAAUUCUGUAACUGGAGAGGAAUGAACCUGUCGUUAUGUGGAAGCGGAUUUCUUGGCAUUUAUCACAUUGGAGUUGCUAAGGCGUUGAUAAAUCACGCACCUGUAUUCUUAUCAAAGAUAGACAGGGUAGGCGGGGCUUCUGCGGGUGCAUUAGUUGGAGCCAUUUUGGUGUGUGACCCCAAUAAGCUUGAUUUGUGUAGAAAAUUUAAUCUUGAUCAAGCCGAUGCAUUGCACAAGAAACUACUCGGAGGAUGGACACCUAGGUACAACGUAUUAAAACCGGUAAAAGAGUUUAUGAUAACUCAUAUGCCAGAAGAUAGUUACAAAAAAGCAAACAAUACUUUGUAUAUAUCAUUGACAAAGCUUGUGAAAGGGUCUUAUUCAAAUGAAGUGAUGUCCACUUACAGCUCUAAUAGGCAAUUAUUUGAGUGUCUUUAUGCUACAUGUUACGUCCCGCUGUAUGUUGGCGGGACAUUUCCGGUCAUUGAUGGUCACAAAUUUAUAGAUGGCGGCUUGACUAACAAUUUGGUAACGUUUAACGAAGGCAGAACUGUGACAGUUUCACCGUUCUCUGGAGAUCAAGACAUCUGUCCAGCAGAUGACAAACGCCGGAAAUUCAUCCGUAUCGGACGACAGAACUUUGGGAUAAGCAACGCUAAUAGAAUCAGAUUCCAGCACGCGCUUUCACCACCACACAAAGACAAGCUUCUGGAGUACUAUGAUGACGGGUAUUUUGACGCUGUAUCUUUUUUGAAAAAGGAAGGAUUCUAUGAAAAAUAACAGAAGAAUUUAAUGGUUUUAUAUGGUGUCUUAAAUUUAUGAAAAUCGAAUUUAUGUUAUUGAAGGCGUGUACCCGGUUUGGAUUGGGGUCGCACAAUUAAUCCACACAACAGUGUUGCAUUAACGUAGGUGUGGUUGUACUUCAGAUAGACAUGCGAUUAUGGAAACAAGGAAACUAUUAUUAUACUCUAUUUGACCAUAAUUGGAACAAUAUAAUUAAGAGAUGUUCUCAGGGACAUUUUGCAAUUUACUAUACAUUGGCAUUUACUCCAUAGGCAUGCUAGCAUACUGAGGUGUGUUAAUAUGUUAUUUUUAUAAAUAAAGUGAUAGAACAUUGUAUGUUAUUUUUUAUCAUGAAUGUAUCUCAAGCUAUGGAUACACGUUUUAAAAACUCUUACGCUUUCAUUAAAAGAGUUAUUUCAAUAGAAAUCGCAUUCACCAUUAACAAAUAUUCCGGCCUGAUUUGUAAGUGUAA
Ruditapes philippinarum (Manila clam) is the source of this 1365-nucleotide messenger RNA. RefSeq names its product patatin-like phospholipase domain-containing protein 4. The transcript is spliced from 5 exons. Gene Ontology annotation, biological process: triglyceride catabolic process; lipid homeostasis. Gene Ontology annotation, cellular component: cytoplasm; membrane; lipid droplet. Bases 132 to 890 code for a protein of 252 amino acids. NCBI's taxonomy places the organism in Eukaryota, Metazoa, Mollusca, Bivalvia, Venerida, Veneridae. Gene Ontology annotation, molecular function: triacylglycerol lipase activity. The record is from RefSeq and is a predicted model, not a curated record.